AAAAUCCGAAGCCGAAAAAGGCAGAAGCAGAAUCCGAAAAAAGCCGAGAAAAGAUGGUGGUUGAAAGCGAGAACCCGAAAACUUCAGCAAACACAGGAGAACUAUCAAGCGCUGCGAUUAAAAACCCUAACCCUAACCCUAAGGAUGACGAGGAGUUGGAGGAGGGGGAGAUCGUCGGCGAUAAUGAACCGUCGAAGAAAUCAACGGCUGUGAUUCAUCAGCCGCACCCACUCGAGCACUCUUGGACCUUUUGGUUCGAUAAUCCUUCCGCCAAAUCAAAGCAAGCCACGUGGGGUAGCUCCAUGCGCUCGAUCUAUACUUUUUCCACUGUUGAACAGUUCUGGAGCCUCUAUAAUAAUAUACAUCAUCCAAGUAAGUUGGCUGUGGGAGCAGACUUUUAUUGUUUCAAGCAUAACAUUGAACCAAAAUGGGAGGACCCCGUAUGUGCUAAUGGUGGGAAGUGGACUUUAAUCUUUUCUAGGGGAAAAUCUGAUCAAUGCUGGCUGUAUACGCUGCUUGCAUUGAUUGGUGAGCAGUUUGAUCAUGGUGAUGAAAUUUGUGGAGUAGUUGUUAAUGUCAGAGGUAGGCAGGAGAAAAUUGGUCUUUGGACCAAGAAUGCAGCAAAUGAAGCAGCCCAGCUAAGCAUUGGGAAACAAUGGAAGGAGUUCCUUGAUUAUAAUGACACCAUAGGGUUCGUUUUUCAUGAGGAUGCAAAGCAUGAUAACAGGGCAAAGAAUCGGUACACAGCCUGAGCUGUAGAGUUUACUAGUAUACUCUAGGAAUGAUCCAUUUUCUUGAUGCAGUGGUAGUGGGGCUUGAUUCUUUUUUAGGAUUCCGGAGAAACUUCCAGCCUGAUACUUCUUCUUUUGUUUCUUUAUGCUGUUUAGUUGUUAGAAUAUUAGUAGUGACUCAAUAACACUGGAAGUUUGAUACCCUUUUAUUAACUGCAGAUUUUAGUAUGGCAAUUGGCAAUGCACUAAUACUUCUUUUCUCUCUCA
Messenger RNA from Mangifera indica (mango), 998 nucleotides. Its product is annotated as eukaryotic translation initiation factor 4E-1-like. Lineage: Eukaryota; Viridiplantae; Streptophyta; Magnoliopsida; Sapindales; Anacardiaceae. The transcript is spliced from 5 exons. Gene Ontology annotation, biological process: translational initiation. Gene Ontology annotation, molecular function: RNA 7-methylguanosine cap binding; translation initiation factor activity. Gene Ontology annotation, cellular component: cytoplasm; eukaryotic translation initiation factor 4F complex. The record is from RefSeq and is a predicted model, not a curated record. The coding region runs from base 54 to 752 and encodes 232 amino acids.